Molecule: messenger RNA, 3737 nt
Organism: Sus scrofa (pig)
Lineage: Eukaryota; Metazoa; Chordata; Mammalia; Artiodactyla; Suidae
Gene: LNPK
Product: lunapark, ER junction formation factor
Biological process (GO): endoplasmic reticulum tubular network organization
Cellular component (GO): endoplasmic reticulum tubular network
Source: RefSeq, a predicted model, not a curated record
GGGAGCGCGGGGUUUGAUGGGAAGGUGUUGGCCGGGCCUCCAGCUCUGUCAGGGGUGGCUGCUGCCUGCUCUGGAGGCGAGCUCCGUGGUGGCGGCCGAAGGUGGCAGAGGUGGACGCUAGCGCCGGGCUUUGCCCGCUUCUUGUUGAAGCUGUGAAUUCGUUUGGACAAUUGAUGAUAUUUAUCAUUGUGCCCAGUUUCUACAAAUAAAAAAUGGGUGGAUUAUUUUCUCGUUGGAGGACAAAACCUUCAACUGUAGAAGUUCUGGAAAAUAUAGAUAAGGAAAUUCAAGCAUUGGAAGAAUUUAGGGAAAAAAAUCAGAGAUUACAAAAAUUAUGGGUUGGAAGAUUAAUUCUCUACUCCUCAAUUCUCUAUCUGUUUACGUGUUUAAUUGUAUACUUAUGGUAUCUCCCCGAUGAACUUACAGCAAGACUUGCCAUGACACUCCCAUUUUUUGCUUUCCCGUUGAUCAUCUGGAGCAUAAGAACAGUGCUUAUUUUCUUCUUUUCCAAGAGAACAGAAAGAAAUAAUGAAGCAUUGGAUGAUUUAAAAUCCCAGAAGAAAAAAAUACUUGAAGAAGUCAUGGAAAAAGAAACUUAUAAAACGGCUAAAUUAAUUCUUGAAAGGUUUGAUCCAGAUUCAAAGAAAGCAAAGGAGUUUGAGCCGCCAUCUGCUGGAGUAGCUGUAACUCCAAGGCCUGGACAAGAGAUUCGUCAGCGAACUGCAGCUCAAAGAAACCUUUCUCCAACAACAGCGGACUCUAGCCAGGGCCCUCCUCCACAAGUUCCAGUAUCUCCUGGACUACCAAAGGACACUUCAGCCCCUGGUGGACCCCCAGAAAGAGCUGUUACUCCAGCCCUAUCGUCAAAUGUGUUACCAAGACGUCUUGGAUCCCCUGCUACUUCAGUGCCUGGAAUGGGUCUUCAUCCUCCUGGUCCACCUUUAGCAAGACCCAUUCUGCCCCGAGAACGAGGUGCUCUGGAUAGAAUUGUUGAAUAUUUAGUUGGUGAUGGUCCACAGAACAGGUAUGCCCUGAUAUGUCAACAGUGUUUUUCUCACAAUGGCAUGGCUUUGAAAGAAGAAUUUGAAUAUAUUGCUUUUCGUUGUGCCUACUGUUUUUUCUUGAAUCCUGCAAGAAAAACUAGACCUCAGGCUCCAAGACUUCCAGAGUUUAGUUUUGAGAAGAGGCAGGCACUGGAAGCCUCAAGUACAGUUGGUUCCUUGCCCUCGGGAAGUGUGAUUUCAUCAGAGAAUCAGAUCAGUGAAGGAGGAGCAAUACCCCAGAUGUCUCAUUUUCUGUCAGAUAUCUCCGGAAUGAAGUCUAACUGGCUCAAACUCAACCCUAAUAAGAAUCUUUUGAAGAACAAGGUGUUCUAGAUACCUGUACAGAGCAAACAGAUGACAAAACACUAGAUACAGAGCAGACAAACCAAGUGAUUGAACAAGCAUCUGGCACAGAGGAACCAGAGGAGAAGCAAGAAGAGACCGAGAAUGAGGAAACCUCAAUGAAUGAAUCCAAAUCACCAAUAUCGAGAGCUGAUGCUAUUCCUAAUCCUGAACUAAGUGGAGAAUCAUUGACAAUGUAGUAAAUGCUUCCACGUGCCUUCAACUGAUAUUUGUAGUCUUGUUGAUGCCAGUUAUUGCUUUUUUAGGUGGUGCUUUCUUCCCCCCACCCAAAGACAUGCUUGAUAUCAUUUGAAUUCAGAUUGCUAUUUCAGUAUGUCAAAGUUACGUCUACUGGGUAUUUAAAUUAAAAGUAAGUGAUAUCAGUACAGUAAAACCCUUUUUAAUGUGCAAAACUCCACACUGUGUAGACAGCUUUUAGGUAUUUAUUCCCAUUCUAAAAGUAAAAAAUAUGAUAGAGGUUUUGUUUUCUAUUUGUGACCUGUAAAUACUAUCCAUUUUGACAUAGGAAGAACUUUGGUUAGGAAUAAGUUCUAAUAGUGUUUGUUUUAAGGAAUGAUACACAAUUAAGAUUUUUAAUACUUCAUCAUUAAAGUGGAUGGAAUUUUAACUCUUAAAAUAUUUGCCAGGGAGUGAAAUGUUUAUUUAGGCAUUUAUAUUAAGAGGUGUGAAAGUUAUUGCAGUAACAAUAUAGGCAUUGGUUUUCUCAGUAAGAAUGCAGUUGAACUGUCAAGUGCAGUGUUACUUUUGGAUGUGUCUUAUUUUGCACCUGGGCCAGAGGUACCUGAUGUAUAUAAUUAGCUUAUGUUUACAUAUUAACAUAUAGGAAAUAUCUCUGCAUUUGACUGCACUUGAAUUUUGAACAUUAUUUAUAUUUGUAAAAUAAUGAUGAUAUUAUAAGUGAAUUUUGUGCUCUUGUGUGUAUUUUGCUAAGGAAAAUAAAGAUGAUCUGGUAGCAGUUUCCUUUGUUAAAUAUCUAGACUUCUUCAGACAGUAUCUUGAGGAUGACUUGGCUACCCGAAAAGUCUAAGGAGGAAGAGCUCACAAUUCAACAAAUCAGCAGAUUCUGCUGAGUGCAAAUUAUGAUCUUUGUAUUCAGACUUAUUGCCUUUCAAAAUCAGAGAAAUAGUGACAUUUAGAGGUUCUAAUCAGAGAUUAGAUUUUUCUGAUUCGGGAAGCGCUUAGGCCAUUUGUAGUUUUUAAUUUUGAGAGACAUAGUUUUGUGAGAAUAGGCAGUUAUUUACUGGUAGUUCAUUUGAUUUAAUAUGUGUGUUAAGCAUCAACUGGGAAAUUUUUUUUGACCCAGAGUGAUAAUUCUUGGACUUUAAGUACAAUGUUAUUAUCUUUUCUACCUUCCUUUUAUCUAUUAUUAAAAAAAAUUGAAAUCAAGUUGUUAUGCCAAAAGGAAGAAUGUAUAGGAAUGGUGUAUAUGGCAAGUAUUUCUAAGUUGUACAGUUCAUUAAAAAUUUGAUAAAAUAUUUUUUAUUAUUUAAAAUUCAUCUUUAUGAUCUAAUAUUAUAUCUGAUAGGUAUUUUUAAGGAACCCAAUGUCUUAAUAGUCUCAGGCAUCAUGGUAUAAUGAGUGACCAGAGUUUUCAAGAGUAUAGGACUAGGCUUAAAUUCCAGCUCUGCAGUCUUGGGCAAGUUGCCUGACUUCUCUGAGAUUAUUUUUUUCUUCUGUAAAAUGGAAGAAUAAUACCUACUUUGGGGGAUAUUGGCACAAUUAAAAAUGAUUUGUGUAGUGUGCCUAGCUCACUGUCUGAUAAUUAAUAGAUAUUAAUUAUCUAUUAAAUGGUAGCAUUUUAUACUAUUGAUGUCCUUGUGAAAUAUGAAAGGACUAUAAAUUCUUCCUCUUGCAGAUAAGAAAAUGAAAAAACAAUAUGAACAUAUAAAUCAGCUGUUCAGAAUCAAGCCAAAGUUUUCUGCAUCAACUUUUCUUUAUCAUAUACAUGUAUAUAAAUGCAUAGGUUAAGGAAAUAGGAACCUGAAACUGUGGAAUACUACAGAAUAUAACCUAUUUUAUGUUUUGAUGAACGCUAUCACAUUUUUUUUGGUGCAUUAUUUGCCCAUUACAUUUUAGUAACACCUUUGCUGAGUCUUCUUGUUAUAAAACAUUCAAAUUCUGAUGUACGUUAUUGAAAAAUGAGGAGUAACUCAGAAAUAAAGCUUAAUGAUAUAAUCAAGCAGAUAUGAGAAAUAUUUUUGAAAGAAAUUAGAAGAUUAAAAGGGGGAUUAGUGAAAUUAAUGCAACUGGUAACAUGCUGUAAUCAUAUAGUACCCUUUAAAAUAGAAAGUCUAUUCUGAUAUUUUAAUAAACAGCUAAUGGUUGAAAGAA